This is a messenger RNA of Siniperca chuatsi (mandarin fish), 889 nucleotides long. RefSeq names its product mothers against decapentaplegic homolog 4-like. Bases 507 to 851 code for a protein of 114 amino acids. Gene Ontology annotation, molecular function: DNA-binding transcription factor activity, RNA polymerase II-specific; RNA polymerase II cis-regulatory region sequence-specific DNA binding; I-SMAD binding. The transcript is spliced from 4 exons. Gene Ontology annotation, cellular component: heteromeric SMAD protein complex. NCBI's taxonomy places the organism in Eukaryota, Metazoa, Chordata, Actinopteri, Centrarchiformes, Sinipercidae. The record is from RefSeq and is a predicted model, not a curated record. Gene Ontology annotation, biological process: SMAD protein signal transduction; regulation of transcription by RNA polymerase II; BMP signaling pathway.
CUUAAAAAAACAGUCUCGCGGACCUGUCAAUCUAGACGAACCAGACAGACCCUGGCUCGCGGCCCUGCUGUGAGAACCGCUACAUGAUUGGGCGAGAGCAGGAGGCCCUGUGAGACCUGACCGUCUAUUGGCUGCAACAUGUCGAGACACUGACGCGCACUACGUCUCUCUUCUAUUGUUAUUGUGGCGUGCGCGAGAGGAACGGACAGGAUGCACGAGGAGACAGUGGGGCUGAUAAAAGGAUAAAACAACUGAGAAACAUCAAGCUAGCGCAGUAUAACAUUUUAAAAAUAAACAUAUUUUAACAUUAAAGGAAUUCACAAAAACAUUACCCCUGUAAACAGAGCAACACACAGGUCUAAUACAAAGGGGUAUAACACAAAUACCAGCUCUGGUCAACACAUAGCCCACAACACGUAGAGCUAUCCCACUAGGUACAACACUUCAGGCAAUUGUCGGAUAGCUCAGCGAUCUUUCUGUCCAAGUUCUUCUCUCCACUCCGGCUGAUGUGGACUGAUUCAGAGCUGGGCCAUCAUGAUGCCAGUGAACUUUCUGGUCAUUCAUUGGCUGACCAACUCAAUACCAGCAGCAUCAUGUCGGUGAACCCUCCAAGCAGCAAUGACGCCUGCCUCAGCAUCGUCCACAGCCUUAUGUGCCACCGGCAGGGCGGAGAGAAUGAGGGCUUCGCCAAACGUGCCAUCGAGAGUCUGGUGAAGAAGCUGAAGGAGAAGAAGGACGAGCUGGACUCACUCAUCACUGCCAUCACCACCAAUGGUGUCCAUCCCAGCAAGUGUGUCACCAUCCAGAGGACGCUGGACGGACGGCUGCAGGGCAUGGAAGACUUGCUGUGAUAAAUGGAACUAUGAAUUCUGCUGUCUACCAAAAACUC